ACCCUUUUCUUUCAUCACCAAAAAUUCUCGAAUCCCAAAAGGAGAUAUCUUUUUCUUUACUUAACCAACUCAACAAACACAGAAAGAAAGGCCAAACUCCAAAGCCACCAACUCUUCUUCCACAGUCCACACAGUUCAAAGUUGAAACUACUUUCAAGCCUAUGGAUUGUUUCUUAUACAGACACUUUUCGAAGUUCUUCCCCUCAACGUGAUCAAUAAUGGUAGUUUAGAAGGCAAUGGUUGAGCCUGAAGGAAAUGGAAACCAAUGGUAGCAACCACCGUUCCUGUGAAAAUCACCCUUCAACAGAUUCAAAUAAUGCUAACAAAGAUCAAUCCACUGAGAAGGAGGUUUUUGUUAACCGUGCUGAAAUAACUUGGCAUGAGAUUAGAAGACAAUGGGUUGGGGAUCAGUCUCAAAAAUCGAAAAGAAUGCCCCAGGAGCCGAUAAUGAGCUGGACCACAACUUAUGAGGAUUUGCUUUGUUCGACUGAACCUUUUCAACAGCCAAUCCCAUUAGCUGAGAUGGUGGAUUUUUUAGUUGACAUCUGGCAUGAGGAAGGCCUCUAUGACUAGAAACUUGGAAAACUUGUUCUGAUAGUUGCACAGUUUUUUGGUGCAGAUUUACCAAGAUGAACUCAUAGGUUAUACAGUUUUUCAAAGUUGGUCGGAUGAUACUAUCAUGUUAGAUUCUCUUGUUCUUGAUUAGAUGAACAGGAGUCAUUAAAAUCAAUCUGGUGGAGUUCAACAACACUGGGGGGACUUAUUUCAUGUAUUUGACUAAUCUUCUCAAGUAAGAUCUUUUGGUUUGAUAAAAUUUUAGUGAGGGAAUGACAAAAAUGUCGUAUAACAAAGUAAUGAACCAAGAGCAAUAACAGGGAAAAAAAUGCAAAAUGUGAAGAAAUAAAAUUGAAGCAAGAUCACAGCCAAAAAAGCCACCGGCUUCUUUGUUUUUCCCACUAAUUAGGAAAAAGAAAAGAAGCCUUGCUAGUUACAACAAACCAGCCGUUACCAUCAACCGCCUUGGUGACUUCCAUCUCGAACUUAAUCGUAAGAAAAUUUACAAAUCUUUGAUCGGAUUGCAUGUACAUCUUUGUGUGCUAAUUGUGUAGGAGUAUCUGUAGUUAAUCACAAAUACAAUGUACUUAAUCCUAACAUUUCAAUUGU
Messenger RNA from Durio zibethinus, 1164 nucleotides. RefSeq lists its product as uncharacterized. Lineage: Eukaryota; Viridiplantae; Streptophyta; Magnoliopsida; Malvales; Malvaceae. The record is from RefSeq and is a predicted model, not a curated record.